Messenger RNA from Aegilops tauschii subsp. strangulata, 862 nucleotides. The record is from RefSeq and is a predicted model, not a curated record. NCBI's taxonomy places the organism in Eukaryota, Viridiplantae, Streptophyta, Magnoliopsida, Poales, Poaceae.
UUAGUUCGAUCGGUACGGACGGACUCCAGUUAAAAGUGGAAACCUGCAGCUUCUACUGCUGUUUUCUGGAACCUGAAGAACCGGAAAGGCAGUGUGGCCUGGCUCUCGCGUUUUCAAGAACUCCGGCCAGUGAUCGCACCGCCGACGUACCCGCAAUGAUGGCCAGCGAGCAGAGGGCCUCUUGAUAUGCCUCAAGCAGAGGUUCCCUGCACUGACGCAGACAAGCCUGGACAUGAGCAAAAUUCAGUACAACAAGGAUGUGGGCAAGUCGAUCCUGGAGAGCUAUUCGAGGGUUUUGGAGAGCCUGGCUUCGAACAUCGUGGCGCGCAUCGACGAUCUUCUCAACAUCGACGAGCUGAACAGGCACGUGGAGCAACUGUCGUCGGGUGAAGCCGACCUAAAGAUGGCGUGCGGCAGGGCCGUGGUGCCGCCCUACCAGCAAGUGCCUGCCUCGGGCACGCCGUUCGUGACGGCGUACGCCACGCUGAGCUUCUCCCCGGGGCGGCUGUCGAGCCCGAGGACCUCGGUCGGUGCCGGCAGACGGUCUCAGGGCAGCAGGGCUGCCGCCGCCGCGAAGAAGGCCUUGACGGACCAUCUCGGCCCGUCGGAGGUCAGGGGGAUGAUCAUCGUGAACCGGAGCACGAUGAUCGAUGUCUCGACGACCACGGACCUGUGAGGCUAGGCCGGUGGACGGCUCGUAGAAUUGCCUGUCCCUCUGUGCAUAAGUGUGUCCUUCAUUUGUGCUCACGUUCUUACUGUGUUUUUAACUCUUAGUGCUUAGCUAUGGAGUACCGCUGCUGCUUCUUUUUGCGAGAAGAAGCUGCUAUGUAUCGUUGCUCGCCUUCAACAGAAGAAUGGAAAA